AUGAAGGGAAUCACGAGGGUUCAGUGUGCCUGCUUGCUGCUGCUUCUGCUCUCUGCUGCUGUGCUCGCACAAACCUUUGAGGAGUUCAAAAAGGAACACAUCCUUCCAGAGGGGUCAAAAACAUGCAAUGACAUGAUGAAAAAGAUUAACAAAGAAAAUACAUGCAAGGCCAUAAAUACUUUCCUGAAAGAGAAGGUGGCCUCAAUUAAGGCUCUGUGUGAAGACAAAAAAAAUGAUACCAUCUCCCACACCUGUGACAUCAUUGACUGUAAGAGGACGAGUGAGGAACCUUGCAAAUACAAAAAUCUAGACCUCAAAGAUAAAAAGGUGACAAUAAAAUGUGAAAAUGGCCUGCCGGUGCACCUGGAGAAAGCCAAGCAUCAGGGUUUUUAA
Pelmatolapia mariae (spotted tilapia) is the source of this 393-nucleotide messenger RNA. RefSeq names its product angiogenin-like. Gene Ontology annotation, molecular function: RNA nuclease activity; nucleic acid binding. The coding region runs from base 1 to 393 and encodes 130 amino acids. NCBI's taxonomy places the organism in Eukaryota, Metazoa, Chordata, Actinopteri, Cichliformes, Cichlidae. The transcript is spliced from 2 exons. Gene Ontology annotation, biological process: defense response to Gram-positive bacterium. The record is from RefSeq and is a predicted model, not a curated record.